UAGCCAAAAUGUUGGCUUCGCAGAUUGCCAGCUAGUAAACACGUCAACCAACACGCGGGACUGUCUCGUGUUUAUCCCCGCGCGGCGCCGCUGAGCUGAGGCAGACGUGGGGCGAGGUACACAAGAAACACCAACACUAGCAGACCAGAGUGGGUCCCAAGAGCCCGGCCUGGCAAUUAGGACUUCAAGACACUCGGGCACACCAAAAUCUACCCCCGGAGAAGACAGGGUAACUCACCAGAAUCUGAUCACGCAACCCAACUGCUACCAACACUUUGGGGAACUACAGGCUGUGGUGCCGCAGCCUACACGAUCCCGUCAAAUCCCACCACGAACAGGAAAGGACGUGUGAUUGUAGUGUUGCACCAUGGCCUUCAUGUCACUCAACGACUACUUGCAAAGGGUCCAGGGAUCCUUGUAUCAGCAGAAUGGUGAAGUGCUUGCUGAGCUGAUAUCGUUUCGUGACCCACAUGUGAUGAGUUCUCGCUUAAUGGUGGAGAAACCUGAGAGAGACGUAGAGCGAGUCAUCGAUGCCUCACUGGCUGAGGUUAUUGCCGGUCAUCUCCGGGCGGCGUGGGCAGCAGGAUCUGGUGACACAGUGGAAGCGUGGAGGACGCAGAUGGUUGUGGUGCAGGCUGUGGCUCGCUUCAUGCAGGAGUGUAAGGAGGAGAACUGGAUGCUGCCUGUGAUGUACACCUCCUGUCUUGACCUCAGGUUGUUUGCUUUAGCUGCUGACCAAGAACUCACUCGCACUGGUGCCAGCAAGGCUGGGGAGACCUUGGAGAAGGCUGCUGAAGCACUGAUGAGCUGCUUCCGUAUUUGUGCAGCAGACACACGCACCUCUGAGGAUUGCACCAAGCGCUGGGGUCUGCUGUACCUGGUGAACCAGUUCUUCAAGAUUUACUUCAAAAUUAACAAACUGAACCUGUGUAAGCCAAUGGUGCGUGCAAUAGAGGCUCUCUCCUUCAAGGAUCGCUUCUCCCUGUCACAACUCAUCACCUACAAGUACUACACUGGCAGGAAGGACAUGUUUGACUCAGACUUUCAGUCAGCUGAUGCAACUUUGUCAUUUGCAUUCCAAAGAUGCCAUGUUGGGAGUCGGAAGAACAAAAGACGCAUCCUCAUCUACCUGAUUCCUGUUAAAAUGCUGCGGGGAUACCUACCUAAGUCAUCCGUGCUGGAGAGGUACAACCUGCCAGAGUUCCAAGACGUGGUGACCUCAGUGCAGCAGGGCAAUGUGAAGCUCCUCUCUGAAACCCUGGCCCGGCACGAGAGUUUCUUCAUUGGGGCUGGCAUCUACCUCAUCCUGGAGAAGCUCAAGAUUCUGGCAUUCAGAAAUCUCUUCAAGAAAGUGUUCCUGAUGAGCGGCACACACCAGAUCGACAUCACCCUGUUCCUUCGUGCACUGCAGUGGAUGUGUGUGGAGGAUGUGGACCUGGAUGAGACAGAGUGCAUCCUAUCCAACAUGAUCAAUGAUGGCCGCAUCAAAGGCUACAUCUCUCAUGCACAUCGCAAGGUGGUGGUGAGCAAGAAGGAUCCAUUCCCACCCCUCACCUCCUGCUGAGCCCCUCUGCUGGGUAGGCAUUGGUGUGGGAGUCAUUUUGUUUUUACUCUUUUGUCAAGUCAUGUGUACUGUAAAUCCUUCUUUAGGACCUCAUCCUCUGUUCUGUUUUUGUCCAGUUACAUAUAAAUAAAAUUCAUUAAAACUUCAGUUAGUCUAAA
Messenger RNA from Scylla paramamosain (green mud crab), 1722 nucleotides. RefSeq names its product PCI domain-containing protein 2-like (gene PCID2). The transcript is spliced from 10 exons. Gene Ontology annotation, biological process: post-transcriptional tethering of RNA polymerase II gene DNA at nuclear periphery; transcription elongation by RNA polymerase II; poly(A)+ mRNA export from nucleus. The record is from RefSeq and is a predicted model, not a curated record. Bases 368 to 1564 code for a protein of 398 amino acids. Gene Ontology annotation, cellular component: transcription export complex 2. Gene Ontology annotation, molecular function: RNA binding; double-stranded DNA binding. NCBI's taxonomy places the organism in Eukaryota, Metazoa, Arthropoda, Malacostraca, Decapoda, Portunidae.